UUUUGACACAUUCUAGGGUUCUUGGGAAAGAGGGUAAGCGAGCGACGAUGUGGGCAGCUGGUUGUCUGGCGUCUUGCUGUGGAUCGUGCCUCUGCGAGGCUUGCAAGGGCGUCGCCGGAGGGAUUUCGAGGCGAUCGGCGCGAAUCGCCUACUGCGGCCUCUUCACGCUGUCGCUACUCUUGGCGUGGAUCCUCCGCGAUUUCGGGUAUCCGGUUCUGGAGAAAAUCCCAUGGAUCAAUUCGUUCGCGCAUACACCCAACAAGGAAUGGUUUGGUACCCAGGCAGUUCUUCGUGUCAGCCUUGGAAAUUUCCUUUUUUUCUUGGCCUUCGCGAUCGUUAUGAUCGGUGUGAAGAACCAGAGCGAUCAACGUGAUUCGUGGCAUCACGGUGGCUGGAUGGCGAAGCUCAUACUUUGGCUCACGGUCAUGGUGCUCAUGUUCUUCUUGCCAAAUGGUCUUGUCGAUGCUUACGGAGCUAUCUCGAGGUUUGGAUCCGGAGUCUUCCUUCUCGUCCAGGUGAUCAUACUUUUGGAUUUUACACACAACUGGAACGCAGCUUGGGUCGCGAAAGAUGAGCAAUUCUGGUACAUCGCGCUGCUGCUCAUCUCGAUCUUCUGCUACACCAUCAGCUUCGUCUUCUCGGGUUUGCUCUUCCGCUGGUUCAAUCCCAGUGGUCACGACUGCCAGCUGAAUACUUUCUUCAUUGUCACCACGAUCAUCCUGGCCAUAGCAUUCGCGGUUAUUUCCCUCCAUCCUCAGGUGAAUGGAAGUCUAUUGCCAGCUUCUGUGAUUGCCGUCUACUGCACAUACAUAUGCUACAGCGCCCUCUCCAGCGAGCCCCGCAACUACGAAUGCAAUGGACUCCACAAGCACGAGAACGUCGUCUCCACCGGAACUCUAGUUCUCGGUAUGCUUACGACGCUGUUGUCCGUGGUAUAUUCCGCCGUUCGAGCUGGUUCUUCCACCACAUUCCUCUCUCCACCAUCGUCUCCCAGAGCAGGCCAGAGGCCUCUGCUCAAAGACGACGAGACUGACGACAUAGAGGACAGGAGAAAGAAGGACGAGCCGCGCCCCGUGACUUACGUCUACUCGUUCUUCCACCUCAUCUUCGCUCUGGCGAGCAUGUACUCAGCGAUGCUGCUCACCGGGUGGGGAAACUCGGCCGAAGGCAAAGACACCAUCGACGUUGGAUGGCCAUCGGUCUGGGUCCGGAUUUGCACGCAGUGGCUCACGGCCAUACUCUACGUCUGGUCACUCGUCGCACCGCUCCUCUUCCCAGAUCGCGAUUUCUCUUGAAAAAAAAAUAUAUAUAUAUAUACUUUGCAAGAUAUCUUUUGCUCAAGAUAUAAAUCUAUGGAGUGAUGUAAAUUCUAGAGUGCAAUGCAAGGUCUUGGAUUAUGCUUGGAACUCAA
This is a messenger RNA of Selaginella moellendorffii, 1411 nucleotides long. RefSeq names its product probable serine incorporator. The record is from RefSeq and is a predicted model, not a curated record. Lineage: Eukaryota; Viridiplantae; Streptophyta; Lycopodiopsida; Selaginellales; Selaginellaceae. Bases 48 to 1295 code for a protein of 415 amino acids. Gene Ontology annotation, cellular component: membrane. The transcript has 6 exons.